Molecule: messenger RNA, 7450 nt
Organism: Siniperca chuatsi (mandarin fish)
Lineage: Eukaryota; Metazoa; Chordata; Actinopteri; Centrarchiformes; Sinipercidae
Gene: pnpla7a
Product: patatin-like phospholipase domain containing 7a
Exons: 36
Coding region: 142-4212 (1356 amino acids)
Biological process (GO): lipid metabolic process
Cellular component (GO): endoplasmic reticulum
Molecular function (GO): phosphatidylcholine lysophospholipase A1 activity
Source: RefSeq, a predicted model, not a curated record
GUAGAAACAUAGGCGGAGCCAAGCAAGUGACAGCAUACAGAUAACUUUGUUAGCUAUCUGCUAACUUUGCUCCAUCGUCUGUUUGGCAAUGUUACUAGCUUGAAGCAGCACACCAGAAGUCCUCGAAAAGCGUUUUACAGAAUGGAGUGCCAUGAAGAUGAUGAUGGAGACUUGUGCAAAUGGGCCAGUUUAGUGCUGGUAAACAGCAAAAAUGACAUCAGAGCACGAGUGCAACAGUUUGUGGAGGAGAGGAUGCAGACCACCAUGCUCACAGGUGUACUGAUUGGAGCUGCUGUCGCAGUCUCACUGAUUGGGAUUGUGGUGCUCUUCCUUUACAGGAGAUUCAAGCUCGCUCGUGAAAAACAGCCUGGUGUACCUCAGUAUCGCUUCAGAAAACGAGAUAAAGUGCUCUUCUAUGGAAGGAAGAUAAUGCGAAAGGUCCAGACGCUGUCCUCGAUUCCUCCUCCCACCUCUACCUCAGUAUCAAAGCAACCACAACGCAUACGCAAAAGAACCAAAGUUCUGAGCAUAGCUCGCAAAAUCCUGAGGAUCUGUAAAGAUCCUCCCACCCUGCAGCCCAAGGAACCUCCUCCCUCCGUGCUGGAAGCUGACCUAACAGAGUUUGAUGUGCAGAGCUCAAACCUGCCCUCCGAGGUCCUCUACAUGCUGAAGAAUGUCCGGGUCUUGGGUCAUUUUGAGAAGCCCUUGUUCCUAGAGCUGUGUCGCCACAUGGUGUUUAUCGAGCUGCAGGAGGGUGAAGGUUUGUUCAAACCAGGAGACGAUGACGAUAGCAUCUAUGUGGUCCAGGAUGGACGACUCGAGCUCUGCAUCCAGGAGAACGACGGUACAGAACCAGUAGUGAAGGACGUGCACCCAGGAGACAGCGUCCACAGCCUGCUCAGUAUUCUCGACAUCAUCACUGGUUAUCCAGCUCCAUAUAAGACUGUAUCAACACGGGCUGCAACUCGCUCCACCAUCUUACGUUUACCUGCAUCAGCCUUUGAAUCUGUGUUUAAGAAAUACCCAGAGACACUUGUUCGUGUCAUUCAGAUAAUCAUGGUGCGUCUCCAAAGAGUCACCUUCUUGGCAUUACAUAACUAUCUGGGCCUAACAACUGAGCUCUUCAAUCCGGACAGUCAGGCGGUGCCGUUGUCCAAUGUAAACAGUGUGAUGGGAGAGGCGAAUACUGGGAAGACUAUUCGUCGUUUGCACUUCCAGGACGAGUUAUCUGCUGGGACCACGGAGAGCCCCACAGAGACAGAUGGUGUAAAGGACAGCCCUUCAAACAGCUAUAGGAAGCAGCGAUCAAUCUCAAUGCCCACUGACUGCGCAGGUCUUGACCUGAACAUGGCUUGUGAACGAGCUCGAGUCACUAUAGAUGAGGCUCCAUCCAGUCCAGUCACUCAGAAUCAGAAUCAGUCUCACAAAUCCAGUCUGAAGAAGUGUGUGACAAUGCAGCAGACACCCUCUGAAGUGUUUCACUACACAGACAGUGGGGGGCACUCUGAUGCCGUCCACCUCAGUAAGAGCAGCAUAAUCCUCCAGGCUGCUAAGAAGGACCUGCUGGGAAUCAUCCAGCUGCAGGACCCCAGUCUACUUGAGGGCAGAGUGACCCUCCAUCAAGUCAAAGCUGGUUCUGUGGUGGCUCGUCAGGGAGACCAGGAGGUGAGCAUCCAGUUUGUGAUUUCUGGCCUCCUACAUGUUUACCAGCGGAUGAUCGACCGUGAAGAAGAGACGCGUCUGUUUGUGACGUACCCUGGAGAGCUUGUCGGUCAACUUGCUGUCCUGACCGGAGAGCCCCUCAUAUUCACUGUUCGAGCCCAGCGAGACUGCAGCUUCCUCUCCAUUUCCAAAACCCACUUCUAUGAGAUAAUGCGUGUGGAGCCAAAGGUGGUGCUAAAUGUUGCUCACACAGUGGUGAGGAGGAUGUCAUCUUUUGUCAGACAGAUAGACUUUGCUCUCGACUGGAUGGCUGUGGAAGCUGGCAGGGCGGUCUACAGGCAGGGAGAGAAAUCAGACAGUACGUUCAUAGUGCUGAGUGGUCGACUGCGCUCGGUAAUCAUGAAGGAGGAUGGCAAGAAGGAGCUGAUAGGAGAGUAUGGACGCGGCGACCUGAUUGGAGUGGUGGAGGCGCUGACCCAUCAGAACAGAGCCACCACAGUGCACGCUGUACGAGACUCUGAGCUGGCCAAGUUACCAGAAGGAGCUCUCAGCUCCAUCAAGAGGAAGUUCCCUCAGGUUGUCACCAGGUUGAUCCACCUACUAGGACAGAAAAUCCUCCAGCAGGUCAAUGGUCCUCUGACAGCUCGCAGUUUGGCCCUCCACACCCCCGGUAGUAAGUGGGAUGCAGGGAACCAAGCCUCCAACCUCUCCACUGUGGCAGUCCUGCCCGUAUCAGAAGAGGUACUUCUCACUGCCUUUACCCUGGAGCUGCAGCAUGCACUCAUUGCAAUAGGUCCCACUCUUCUGCUGACCAGUGAUAUUAUCAAACAGCGACUUGGAGCUGCAGCACUAGACAGUGUCCAUGAGUACCGUCUGUCCAGCUGGCUGGGCCAACAGGAAGACAUCCAUCGCAUAGUUCUUUACCAGACGGAUUACACACUGACCCCGUGGACACAGCGGUGCAUCCGUCAGGCCGACUGCAUCAUUAUUGUGGGACUAGGAGAGCAGGACCCUGCUGUUGGGGAGCUGGAGCGUAUGUUGGAAGGAAGUGCAGUGCGUGCCCAGAAGCAGCUGGUGCUGUUGCACAGAGAAGACGGCCCCCCACCCAAAGGAACUGUGGACUGGCUCAACAUGCGAAGCUGGAUCUCAAGACAUCUCCACCUCUCUUGUCCCCGAAGGGUCUUCUCUAAGAGGAGCCUGCCCAAACUGUUGGAGCUGUAUCAACGUGUGUUCGAGAAGCCAGCAGAUCGGCACUCAGAUUUCUCCCGCCUGGCUCGAGUCCUCACUGGCAAUGCUAUUGCCCUUAUUCUGGGAGGAGGAGGGGCCAGGGGCUGUUCCCAGGUGGGGGUAAUGCGAGCAGUCUGUGAGGCUGGCAUCCCAGUGGACCUCAUUGGCGGCACCUCUAUUGGUUCCCUGAUGGGGGCGCUAUAUGCUGAGGACCGUAGCCACAGCCGCAUGAGGAUGAGGGCCAAAGAAUGGGCAAUGGAUAUGACUUCAGUGUUUAAGAAGGUUCUGGAUUUGACGUAUCCAAUCACCUCCAUGUUUUCUGGCGCUGCCUUCAACUCCAGCAUCAGCAAUGUCUUCAAGAGCAAACAGAUUGAGGACCUUUGGAUCCCGUAUUUCAAUAUCACAACUGACAUCACUGCUUCGGCCAUGAGAGUACACACUGAUGGUUCUCUGUGGCGGUAUGUUCGUGCCAGCAUGUCUCUGUCUGGGUAUCUGCCUCCUCUCUGUGACCCCAAAGACGGACACCUGCUGAUGGAUGGAGGUUACAUCAACAACCUGCCAGCUGAUGUAGCUCGCUCCAUGGGGGCCAAAGUAGUGAUAGCUAUUGACGUGGGUAGCCGGGAUGAAACCAACCUCACUAAUUAUGGCGACUCGCUCUCAGGCUGGUGGCUGCUAUGGAAACGCCUCAACCCCCUAGCUGAGAAAGUAAAGGUCUUGAACAUGGCUGAGAUUCAGACUCGGCUGGCUUAUGUGUGCUGUGUUAGGCAGCUGGAGUCUGUGAAGAACAGUGACUACUGCGAGUACAUCAGACCUCCAAUCGACAGAUACCGUACACUGGAGUUUGGCAAGUUUGAUGAGAUUGCUGAGGUGGGAUACCAGCACGGAAAGACUGUGUUCGAUGUGUGGGGUCGCAGUGGAGUGGUGGAGAAAAUGAUGAAAGACAGACACCAGGAGGAGUUUCACAACACUCAAAGCAAGAACAAUGUGGUGACGUGUCCCAAUGCUUCCUUUACUGACCUGGCAGAAAUUGUGUCCCGCAUCGAGCCUGUGAAACCUGCUGUGGUGGAUGAGGAGUCAGACUACCACACUGACUAUGAAGAGGAGGCAAUGGAGAGCGCUCUGUCUGACAUGGAGCUAUACAAUCGCUAUGGAGAGCACACUGAAGGGGAGGAGACUGCUGACACGGAUGAAGAGCUGGAGGGGAGACGUGCACAGCACAUUACCUCACUCACCGACAGCCACCCUCAGUCUCCCACCGUAUCUGACAGUUCACUGGACAUACCGUCGAGCCAGGAAGUCCUUUCCAAACAGUCCAUUAACUGAAGACCGGUCUAAUGAACUCUGCCCCUGCAGGUCAUCACAAUUUAACCUACCUGUCUUUGCGACAUUUUACCCUCCAGUCUGUCCCACGUGACUCAAGACCUGUUCCCUGCCCCUGAGACUGUCAGCAUGACUGUGAUGACCAUUUUGCCCUCUGUAACCUGGCCUCGUUAGCUGUGUGGCUGACAUAACAAAUGGACGCUCCCUUAAAAAAAAAAAAAAGAAUACAGGCAGCUAGUUUCACAUUUAAUCAGCUGCAAGUCUUAUGCAUUCCUGUUAUAGAAGACAGCUGCAAGUCUAGUCUUUUCUCAUAUUGAGAUAGUCAAGGUUACUUUAUGUUGCUUUACAUGAGUCAUACCAGUCCAGUGGAAGAUAGAAGGAAGGACAGGUGAGGAGAUACUAUUUCCAUGAAAUAUUUUUUACAUGAUAACCAGAUUUGAGAUAGUUAUCACCUAAAUCACAAAAUAACUUGUAUUUCCACUUCUGUUAUAUAGACACGCAGAUUGUUUUGACAUGAUUUUCCCAGGUUUUGACAUGUCUGUCUCUGAGAUUUCUGCCAAAUACAGCAUUGAAAGAUUACAUAGAUAGAAGGAAAAAAAAUUCACACAAUUAUGGUUAUUUUUCUGACUUUUCGCUAAUUUUGCCCUUUUCUGUUUGAAUUCUGCUAUUUGCACCUCCUCAGGCCACUAAAAAUCCUUCAAGUGAGUGAGUCCAAGAUGGCAAAAUCACUCGUGCUCACAACACCUCUCCACAGUAAUGCCAUAACCUGUAAUGAGGGGUCACAUUACUUUAUUUUAAAGAAUCACAAGCCAAAAAUGUUGGGAGACACUGAUCUGAAUAAUCUACAGAACACACUGUCAACAGUUUUCAUUGGGUCUGAUUCCUCAGUAGAACGUGGAUCCAGUGCAAACUGUUGACAGUGUGGUCUGUGGAUUGUCCUGAGUAUCUGCGACACUGUUUCUGAUGAGAGAUAUGUUCAAUGGUGUGAGCAUGACGAACGAAAUUCCAUCCACCUCACUUGUAUUUGGAGCUGCAGAAAUCUCAGAAACUGAGAUUUUGAAACUUGUGCAAAUAAAACCAAAACUAUCUACAUGGCUAGAUACCACUAGAGGUAAGUAAGACAAAAACACUCAGGAGAUGCAAAUCCCUGCCACGCUGGCAGUCGAGCCAAGCCAGCACAUGUAUAUGGAAAAGGGCUAUCAGUGGCCACUUUAUCAGGUAAACCCGUCCAAUACAACAUGACAUCUUUACAGAACUAAUAAUGUUCAGUUUUUGGUGACAUUGUCGGAAAUGUGUAAAUUCAAUUAUGUUUAUUACUGAGGUCAUAGUUAAAGGUUGUUAUAUUGUUUCUAGUUUUUUGUUGGCCCUAUUUAUGUACAUCGGGGGCAGAAUAUUAGAAACACCUCUGAAUAUAAUGCAGUCCAGCACAACACCAUCAUUAACUGUGACCGCAAUGCUAAAACAUAUAAUUUAGUUAACACCUCCUAUGACAGUGCCUGAUUAUAGGCGUCAUAGAAGUAGACUUUAUGGCAGAACAGUUGUUUAGGAUUGCAUUAGAUUGUACAGGUGUACCUAAUAAAGUGAACACUGAGUGUUUCUGAGCUAAUUACAGUGAACAAUUGCUCUUUCAGUCUACAGACAGUAUGGGCAUGCAAGUGUUGAACUGUUGUAUUAAGAUAGACUUGAACAAAUCUGAACCUAUCCUUUAAUGUUUGUAUUCGAUCUACGUAAUGAUCCUCACCGACACUUGCCCGCCAAACAAGACUAAUUUAAAACCAGAAAGAGAGCAAAACAAGCAAUACCCACAGUGUGCCUGAGACAUGGAGGGAAGUAAUGAUUGCAAUCCACUUCAAAGCACUAGUUUCCCUCUCAGCUGGCGAGACAGCCCCCCCCCAUCUGUUUGCUGGCUUGAAUCUAUCAGACACAGACUGAGCAGCAGACAGUGUGGAUCUGUUAAGUGAACUUGUCUCAGUACAGUUUUUGCACAGGGGCUAUUUGCAGCAGCAGGGCAGUUCUUCACAGGAACAUGUUGUGUAACACAAGUUUUUUGGUCAAAAAACAGUGAUCAAUAGAAUAGUCAAAUAGUCACAGAAGUGAAUAAUUAUAUAUUUUCAUUAUCAAGCCAAGAAUGUAUACAACCUAAGCCCUACAUGAUUUUAAGUCACAACAGCUGGACAAUCAUUCCAGAAAUGCAAUGCAAUGCACAAUUAAACUAACAAAUCGUUAUAUAAGCUUGUUUAACAUACCUCUCUGUAUGACACUAUACCAUUUUUAUACAGUUAACUCAAUCUCAGUCACAACUAGGGCUGCAACUAAUGAUUACUUUCAUUAUCGAUAAGUGUGAUGAUGAUUUUUUCAAUUAACAGAUUAAUUCUUUUGGUCUAUGUAAUGUCAGAAAAUAGUGAAAAAUGGAUAUCAGAGAUAUCAAAGAUAUUCACUUUACUACAAAGUAAUUCCAGGAAAAGCAAGAAAUCCUCACAUUUGAGAAGCUGGAACCAUCAAUGGUUUAAACACAUAAUUGAUUAUCAAACUACUUGGCGAUUAGUUUUCUGUUAAUUGACUAAUAAAUAAACUAAUAUAAGCCGGCCAAUUUAUUAGUCAGACUCUAAUCAUUAGAAUAUCAAUGCAACUUUUUCUGAUUUUAUUUUCUUCCCACUUGAUAUUGCACCCUGUGUGCCUCCCUGUAUGAAGCUUCUGUUCUGUAGCUAAAACUGGUGCUACAGUGCCUGCAGGCUUACAUAUGUAGACAGUAGGAGAAUCAGUGUGAUAAACACUAUGGGGAUCCCAUAUGGUGUUGCGUAAAUGGAGUCUAGACACAGAAUGUGCGAGCAAGGCGGAGAUAGGAAAACAUUUGCUGUUUACCAAUGAGGUAAUGGUGUUUGCACUGGUGUUUUUUUUUUUUUUACUUUUGGGCGGUUUCCAAAAACCGAGCACAAUGAAUUGACAUCUGGCAGAAUGAAUGUUUCACUACUUUAUUAAAUGGGACAUGGUAAUGGAUGAAGUGCUUAUGUAAUAUGUGGAACUUUGCCAUCAAGUUAAUGUAACAAAGCCUUAGAUGACCCAUGUGGAAAAACAACCACUCGUGCCCUCAUUUGGCAUGCCUUUUGAUGAUUAGAGUACAAUAAUGAAUGAAGUUUACCAAUAAGCCUGUACUGUAUGACAUCAGUUACUUGUCUAUAUUUAUGUUAUUUGAUUGUUUUUGAUAAUCUAUUGUUACUAAUAAACCACUGUUUGUUGUGUA